AGCCUGUGGUCUCUUUCCUUUUUGGAAUAGAAGAAAAAGAGCAGCUGAUUAAAACCAAAAAUGCAAUGGAUAGGAGUUCAAAAAAAAGGGGGGGGCAUCAUCAGUAUCACUCCAAAAAGACAAGAGCAGUAAACAGACAGAGAAAAAGAAAGAAAAAACCCCUGACACCCAAAGGUAAAACCAAAGAACAAAAACAAGCAGACAAUAGGGAAAGAGAGGAGAGAGAAAAAAAAAAGAAAAGCUGCAGAAGAAGAAAGCAGUUGAUGGAAAGGGACUUCAAUCUUCUGGGACAGUUAUCACAACUGAACAAGUCAGUUGUCAUACUUGAUGAGCAAGGGAGAGAAUUGGAGGAGAAAGAAAAGGAGCUGCAGAGGAAAAAGCUUGAACCAGAGAGAAGGGAGAAAGAAGUUCAGAACAGGGAAGAAGUGGCCAAUAAGGAGAAGCAGCAAAACAAGAGAGUCAAAAGUAGAACAACUGAUGAUUUACUCUUUGACAAAUUGAGAAGAAUGGCAGCAGGAACCUCAAACAGGAGUGAUGAUGAAGAUGGCGAGGACUAUGCGGAGGAAGAUUUUAGUAAUAGUAAGUUAAGACUUUUCUGUAUACUUUAGCAGAACUGGUGCAACAAAAAACAAAAAUGUGUUUUCACAUGUUGAUAAAAUUAGUUUUUGUGUUCCUUUUUCUCAGACCUUGAUGAUAGUGGUGUAGACUUGACAAGUGAUAUUGAUGUCGAAGAAGCAGCCACCUAUGUUAGACCAAUGCCUCACAUAUUUGACAGACCAACUGUUGGGAUGAAAAGGCCAAAGACAAAACCUCUGCAUAGUUCAACAUCGAACAAGUGCCCUAGAUUACAGAGUGAGCCAGACUGUGCCAGAUGCCACCAUCUUCUGGCAGAGAAAAAAGAAUUCAAACAAUCUAAUGCCUUACUCACAGAGCAACUCAAUCUGUGCAGGUUGGAAGGAGCAAAUGGAAUUCAACAAGGUGAAGCUCCAAGGCCAGGAAAAGUUUCCAGGGCAAUUGCUGAGAAUCAUCAGAUGAUAGAACUGUCCCCUGGAAAAUGGGUCUACGUCUAUGAGAGCCACAUCACAAAGGCGUUUUCCAAAAAAACAGCCUGCUUUUUGCUCAGCUGUUUGUAUCAGGAUGGUGAACUUAUUGGAAAAAGUCUAACUGGAAAGAAUGGGAAAGGAUGCAUUGAUGCAGACAUCCUGGAUAGUAUUAUGAGCUACACAAGGAAAAAAUUUCCAGAGAGUUCUGACAGCAUCAUCAAGAUCAGUUUAAGAAAUAAAAUUAUGUGCCUGGAAGCCAAGUCCAAGAGAAAAACAGCUGUGUAGACAGCUUGUAACUUUUUUAUAUUUUAACUUCUUUGUUUACAAAUUUUUGUAAUUUUCUACAUUUUA
Messenger RNA from Orbicella faveolata, 1394 nucleotides. RefSeq lists its product as uncharacterized. Lineage: Eukaryota; Metazoa; Cnidaria; Anthozoa; Scleractinia; Merulinidae. The record is from RefSeq and is a predicted model, not a curated record.